This is a messenger RNA of Coffea eugenioides, 2934 nucleotides long. RefSeq lists its product as uncharacterized. The record is from RefSeq and is a predicted model, not a curated record. Gene Ontology annotation, molecular function: protein kinase activity; ATP binding; protein binding. Gene Ontology annotation, biological process: protein phosphorylation. Bases 1 to 2934 code for a protein of 977 amino acids. The transcript has 2 exons. NCBI's taxonomy places the organism in Eukaryota, Viridiplantae, Streptophyta, Magnoliopsida, Gentianales, Rubiaceae.
AUGUUAUCCACAACUCUGUUGCUGAAAUCAACAGAACUGGAAAAAACAGGCCUGAUUGAGAAAGAUGAGGAAGUUACGCUCUACAAAAUUCGCCACCGUGCCAGUGGACAGCUCCACACUUUAACAGUUUUACAUGGCAGCCACAACGAAUCCAUCUGGAGAGAUAUUCGACAGGAGUUUGGGAUCAUCCAGGGCCUGGAUCAUCCCAAUGUACUCAAGUGCUAUGAAAUUUCUGCUCAAAAUGAUGGUAUUCAUGUUUUAAGCGAAUCCAUUGCCAGCAAAUCCCUCCGAGGCUCACAUAUCGCUGAUGAAUCCUCUCUCAGUGAUCUCACACGUCAAGUUUUGGAGGCGUUGUACCAUCUCCAUCAGAGAAAGAUUGUGCAUGGAGAAAUCAGGCCUUCAAGAAUAUUCUUCGCCAGUACUAAACUGGGAUGCGUCAAAAUUGUGUAUUUCGGGCGAAUUUUGCAGCUUCUUAGGCCAUCAGAUGAAAGGCAUCUUCAUCCUGAGAGGACAAACUCGCUCGAUGGCUUUGCAGGGGAUUUAUGGAGCCUUGGGUUAUGCAUUCUUGAGCUGUAUUUGGGCUCAUUUCCUCUUGACACAGAAAUUUCUGCUUUAAAGCUAAGUCAUAUUUGUGAUCUCUCAACAGCAUCAGCUGAGUUCAGGGACUUCAUCUCUUGUUGUUUGCAGAAAGAUAUGGCAAAAAGAUGGACCGCUGAGCAGCUUCUUCAUCAUCCUUUCAUUUUACAGAAUUCAACUGGCAGCAAUCUCAAGGGAGACUUAAUGGAAGAAAAGACAAAACUCCAACAGCCCUUUUUGUCUUCAUCAUCCUCAUUUUCUUCUUCCAUGACUUCCAAAGGAAUCAAGCUGUCUGAAAGUGCAUUGCAGUUGUCCCGGGAGCCUGAGAAUCACCAAAAUGGUAAGAUAGAAGUGACAGCAGCAGUUGAUGAGGGGAAGUCAGCCCAAAAAAAUAUUGGAAGUAACAAAAGGAGACCAGGGGAAUUCAAGAGGAGCAUAUCAGACCAGUCACUUCUGGUCCAAAGGUGUGCUAAAAGGAAGCGGCUUAAAGCAAAGGCUGAUUUGCAUGAGAUGCCCAAGGAACUAGGUGUCACAUAUAAGAACAAUGCAUCAGACAAGAAAGAAGAGAGAAUAAGCGAUUAUUCGAGCACUGAAUCUGAAGAACUAGAAUUCAGACUGGAGAACAGAAUGCACUUCUUGGAAGGGGCAGAAGAUUCAAGGAGAAUAAUGCAAGGUGCAGAUUUUGAGUUUGAGAGUUUACCUGAACAUGUUAGAAGGUGUAUGCAGUAUUGUUCCUUGUUUCCAACAAGCUAUGAGUUGGAGAAAGAUCAGUUAGUCCAAUUAUGGAUUGCAGAAGAGUUGAUUGAUAUUGAACUUACAGACAGGAUGGAGAAUGAUGGAAAGGUAUGCUUUGAUAUUUUAGCAAGCAAGGGGUUCAUAGUUCCUUCCAGCUAUGACAAUCUUCAUCGCAAGCAGAAGUACAAAGUGAAUGAAUCUAAAAUUUCGUGCUGGUGCCAAAAAGGAGUGCUAUCCAGGGGUCACUAUCUGAGAAUUGAGGAUCAACUAAGUGUCCCCACUGAAAUGCCACUUCACUUGUCUUUGGACAUGGAGGAGUUUGAUUCACUGACAUUUGAGACUCUAAAAUGUUUCAAAGACCUACACACACUAUUAUUACUUGGUGAUUAUGGCUCCUCAAUCAAGGAAAUACCUCGUGAUCUUUUCCUUUGCCUAAAGAGCUUAUUUACUUUAGAUUUGAGCAGAACUCAGAUAUCAGAAUUACCAAGUUCUGUUGGGUGUUUGGAGUCACUACAUUAUCUUGACCUCUCAUAUACACCUAUCAAAAAUUUGCCUGAAUCCGUUGGUUCUCUUUACAGUUUGCAGACACUAAAUCUUCGAGGUUGUUUUGCUCUUCAUGCAGUGCCUGAGGGAAUAAGUGAGUUGAUCAAUCUUAGGCAUUUUGAAUUGGAUAUAAUCCGCCAAUUAAACUGCAUGCCCAGAAACAUGGGGAAUCUCAGAAGUCUUCAAACUUUAAAGGCAUUUAUGGUUGGAAGAGAUGAUGGAUGCAACAUUGGAGAGCUCAGGAAUCUGAACAAUAUUGCUGGAUCACUCUGCAUUGCAAGGCUUGAAAAUGUUGCGAACAUCGAUGAAGCUACCAAAGCUGGUUUAAGUAUGAAGCAGUACUUAAAAAAGCUCGAAUUGAGAUGGGGAGAUCACAGGUUUGAUGAGGCUUCACCAGAAGAGGAAGUCUUGGAAUGUCUGCAGCCACAUAAUAGCAUCGAAGAGUUACAGAUACAAUUUUACAAGGGUAAAUUCUUUCCAAGCUGGAUUGGCAACCCAUUGUUUGCUAAUGUUGUCAGCAUUACCCUCUACAAGUGCGUAGAAUGUCAAGUUUUGCCCUCUGUCGGGAAAUUGCCCUCACUCAAAUAUCUGAAUAUUGUUGGAUUGAAUGGUGUGCGAGAUACAAAUGGCCUGUUUUGUAGGAAUGUUACAACUGGAAGCCAAAUAUUGUUUCCAAAGUUGGAGAAACUGACACUUGACAACAUGCCUAACCUUCAACAGUUCACUGGAGCAGAAAAUGGUGACUUCCCAAGCCUAGUUCAGGUUUAUAUAAGAUACUGCCCAAACCUUUUUGAGAUCUCAUCCGUUUUCCAUCUCAAAGUCCUCCAAUAUCUCGAGAUAAGCUACUGCAUUAAGCUGCAGUCUGUGCCUGAAGGAGGUUUGCCAGCUUCAAUUGAAUCACUGGUAAUUACAGGUUGCCCUGGUAUAAAAGAACGGUGCAAUAAGAAUGGAGGAGAAGACUGGUACAAGAUAGCCCACAUUCCUAGCAUAUGGAUUGAUUAUGAACAAAUAUCUCGAAAUAUAGUUUCUGCUGUUCACAGUGUAAAACACGAAAAUGAAAGUCAUUUUGUCAAUGAAUGA